Messenger RNA from Iphiclides podalirius (scarce swallowtail), 381 nucleotides. The record is from the annotation of a GenBank genome assembly. Lineage: Eukaryota; Metazoa; Arthropoda; Insecta; Lepidoptera; Papilionidae.
AUGCCGCAUUGUUGGGGUUCAUUACUAGCGGCGAUGUCGUUGCGUAAGUCGCAUUAUCCGAUCGGUUACAGCCAUCUCGCCCCACGAAGAUACGCGCCGAAUGUUUGUUUGCACAAGAUAUUUAGCCACUUCCCCGGCGGAUUAGCCGCGGAGCAGAGGGGUGGCUCGAGUGCCAGCCCUAAUGAGCACACCGCGACGUUCGCCCGGGCCGUUUGUUUUUUCGGCGACCUUUCACCAGCUGCGGCGUCGACAACCCACUACCUCUUACACCGCACAAAAAAAGCGCACACGCACGCAACGAUCCCGUCGGAUUCGCCCCGGGCGCGGCCACCCACGCGGCCCGUAACUCUUCCCGAACGAGCUAACUUCAUUAUUGUGGCG